This is a messenger RNA of Lathyrus oleraceus (garden pea), 1194 nucleotides long. RefSeq lists its product as uncharacterized. Lineage: Eukaryota; Viridiplantae; Streptophyta; Magnoliopsida; Fabales; Fabaceae. The coding region runs from base 1 to 1194 and encodes 397 amino acids. The transcript is spliced from 3 exons. Gene Ontology annotation, biological process: proteolysis. Gene Ontology annotation, molecular function: aspartic-type endopeptidase activity. The record is from RefSeq and is a predicted model, not a curated record.
AUGGCUCCACCAACUGUCUUGCCACCUGGGUACGAUGCAAAUGUCCGGUGCGAUUUCCAUUCUGGAGCACCAGGGCAUAAUAUAGAGAAAUGUCGGGCUUUCCAGCAUAAAGUCCAAGAUCUGAUCGAUUCCAAGACGAUCAAUUUCUCCCCUGUGCCUAACGUUGUGAAUAAUCCUAUGCCUGCGCAUGGUGCUCAUAGGGUAAACUGUGUUGAAGGGGUUGAAUCUGAAGAGCUGGUUGCCAAUGUUGAAGAGAUUCAGACUCCUUUGCUGGUAGUUAAAGACCGUCUGCUGAAUAGUGGUACUCAUCCGGGCUGUGAUAGAGACUGUUUGGGCUGUGAAGAGUCAGAGAACGGUUGUGAUCUACUGAGGGCUGGUAUCCAGGGUUUGAUGGAUCAGGGCCAUGUUCAGUUUGGUAGGGCCGAUGACAGAGAUCAAGGGGCAGUGUCUACUGUCACUAUCUUUUUCAAGCCAGCUGAAGGGCGUGCGCCUACAACCAGUGGUAAUCCAGUUACCAUCUCCACACCAGUUUCCACCAAUAUUCCUACAAACAUCGUCGCUCCGGUUAGAAGGGCCGAGGAUAACAAUGCUGUGCCUUGGAGGUAUGACAAUGCCUACCGAAGCAAUAGGAGGGCUGAGAACAGGGUCAGGCCUUCGAAUCAAGCGCCCGUGACGAUUUAUGCACCUACUAUUAAAGCUCCGGUCGUUGUGAGUCCUGCUGUGGACAACGUGGGUGGACCAGGAGGCUUUACCCGUAGUGGUAGGCUGUUUGCGCCCCAACAGUUGAGAGAUGCCAAUGCUGAGGCAUCUGUUAAAGCUAAGGGCAAACAGGCUGUUGUUGAUGAAGUUCCUGCUCAAGCGAAUGAGAUUUCUGUCAAUCAGCUUGAAGGUGUAAUUGCUAACGUGACUACCCGACACGGCGUGGGGUUCACAGAUCUUGAUUUAACACCUGAGGGGCGGAAUCACAACAAAGCCUUGCACAUCACCAUGGAGUGUAAGGGGGCUGUGCUGUCUCAUGUCCUGGUGGACACCGGUUCUUCGUUGAACGUGCUGCCGAAGCAGAUCUUAAAGAAGAUACCGGUUGAAGGGGUUGUGCUGACGCCGAGCGACCUAGUGGAGCGUGAUCCGCAAAAGUUUAUUAACCACAGACAGAAGAUUAUUGGUUUGCCUCUUCCGAAUGAGGAUUGGUUUUAG